Molecule: messenger RNA, 3649 nt
Organism: Chiroxiphia lanceolata (lance-tailed manakin)
Lineage: Eukaryota; Metazoa; Chordata; Aves; Passeriformes; Pipridae
Gene: MMD2
Product: monocyte to macrophage differentiation associated 2
Exons: 7
Coding region: 353-1111 (252 amino acids)
Cellular component (GO): membrane
Molecular function (GO): pore-forming activity
Source: RefSeq, a predicted model, not a curated record
UCGCGCAGGUUGCUGUGGCCGCGAAGAGUUGGAAGGGAUCCCCCCCCCCCCCUUUUUUUCUUCCUUCUCCUCCUCUUUGCACAUCUGAGGGCGGCAACGGGGCUGGCUCCCCCCUCCCGGAGGUCGCCUUUGUUUUCCCCGUGUCGCUCUCCCGAGCAGCCGGGGGGGCGGGAGGGGCCGGGGCUGAGCCGGGCUGGGCUGUGCCGGGCUGGGCUGGGCUGGACCGGCCGCCCCUUCUCCUCCUCGCCCCGCCGGACCCCGCCGAGUUGGUGCCGUUCCCCCGGGCGGCACUUUCCCCCCACCCCGGGGCUGAGCAGCCGCCGCACCCCGGGACCUCCAUGGCACCGUCGCGAUGUUCGUGUCCCGGGUCCUGGAUUUCCAGAAGACGCGCUACGCCAGGUUCAUGAAUCACCGUGUCCCGUCCAACUGCAGGUACCAGCCGACGGAGUACGAGCAUGCAGCCAACUGUGCCACCCACGCAUUCUGGAUCCUGCCCAGCAUCCUCGGCAGCUCCAUCCUCUAUAUCCUCUCUGAUGACCAGUGGGAAACCAUCUCAGCCUGGAUCUAUGGUUUUGGCUUGUCCAGCCUCUUCAUUGUCUCCACUAUUUUCCACACCAUCUCCUGGAAGAAGAGGCAUCUCAGGACUGUGGAGCACUGCCUGCACAUGUUUGACAGGAUGGUGAUCUACUUCUUCAUUGCAGCAUCCUACGCUCCCUGGCUGAACCUGAGGGAGUUGGGUCCCUGGGCCUCCCACAUGCGCUGGAUCAUCUGGAUCAUGGCGUCUUUUGGGACCGUCUAUGUGUUCUUCUUCCAUGAGCGCUUCUCUGUCGGUCACAGGUACAAGCUGGUGGAGCUGGUGUGCUACGUUAUCAUGGGCUUCUUCCCCGCCUUGGUCAUCCUCUCCAUGCCCAACAGGGAUGGCCUCCCGGAGCUGGUGGCUGGUGGCUUCUUCUACUGCCUGGGCAUGGUGUUCUUCAAAAGCGACGGCCGCAUCCCCUUCGCCCACGCCAUCUGGCACCUCUUCGUGGCCAUCGGAGCUGGAAUCCACUACUACGCCAUCUGGAGGUACCUCUACCGGCCCGGAGCGCUGGAGACCAAAACGUCCCGGUAGAAGCCUUAAAGACGUUUUUUGUGCCAACAGGCACACGGGGGCAUGGAGGGCAGUGGGGAGGGAGCCUGCACUGUGGGCUCGCCCCAAACCACCCCCUGGCCCCGCAGGCAGCAGCCGCUGGUGCCCCUCCAGCACAGACAGGAGAGCCUGGAGGUCGAUUUUAAGCAUUUUUCCUUUUUAACCUCGGGAACUGUUCUAUUUUUUUAGGCAAAGGUUUCAUAACAAGGUAACCGACUGAGGGGCUGUGCGUAAUAGGGGGCUUCAGGUACUGGACUUGCCAGGGGCUUCACUCACUCACCUGGCCUUGAGCAUCCCAUGGGAGUGAGGACCUUGGCCCCACAUGCCCCUGGCUAGUGACACCCUGGGUUUGGCUACUGGAGUCUUUAGCAUGAGCCACCCAGGGGACUGGAGGUGUCAGGAUGGGGGGAAAGACCCAGUGGUGGAGGAGGGGCAUGGUGACAGCCCUGCACCACUUGGACUCGGCUCCUAAGUGGUCCUAAGUUGUGUCAGCAUUAACUGCUCCCUCCCAAGUGCUUGACAGGAAGGUCCAGACUCAAAAAGCCUUAUACGAGAUUGAAACUUGAAUCUCUUCCAGGGCACCCCAGUCCCCGAGCACUGGGAAACCCCUUCUCUAAGCCAAUAUUAAGUGCACAACUUGGUUCAUCCUCCUAGAUGGGCCCUGGGAGCUCCCAUGGACAUUUUCUCCCUGGAGUGCUUUGCUUUCCUCUUCGGCCUCGGUGCCAGUGGCAGCCCAAAGCAUGGCCCCCUCCCAGGCUCUGCUGCACGUGUGCCUUUGGCAGGGAGCAGAGCUGGGAUCCAGGUCCUGGCAUCCCCCUGAGUGGGGCUAGCCCAUCUGCUUCAGGGGAUUCCCUUUCUUUUCGAGGGAGGGAAGUGAACCUCCUUGGCCUGGGAUCAUGGGGCUGCCUGCCUUCUCUGCUUCCAUUUUGAUGAUAAGCCUGUUGCUCAUCAGAUUUAAUUCCACUUUCGAGAGGAUUUCUGACAUUCCCAGGAUCGCUGCAGGGAAGGAACUGCAGAGGUCUUGGUGUGACAUGGCAAAUGAAGGAGAUUUACGGCCACCAUCCCGCAUCUCCCGUUUUUCCAUCUCCAUGCUGAGGAGCCGAGCUCCCGGCUCCCACAGAGCUGAGGCCUCCACAGCCUGCAGUGCCCUGGGACCAGCUCUGCAGGGCUGUGCCAUUUUGCAGCAGAUUACCAAAGAGGAAACAUCUGGAUAUUCAUCUCCUCCUGAUGCUCUGGUCACCAGGUUGGCAAAAAAAUCCAGUGGAUUUUCGCUUCCUGUAAGGGGCUCUGGGUGCUGUGCCUGGCACCCCAGUGUGGCAUGGGGCUGCUGGGGGUCUCUGCCCAGGACACUCCAAAGCAGCCUUUGGGCUGGGGUUCCCCUUGAGGUGACAAGUGGUCUUAGGGACAUGGGGUGAAUGAGCUCGUGUGAGCCCAGGCUCUGCUGCUGCCUCUCCUGGUCCCCCAGGUCCCAACCCUUGCUCUGUCACCUACCACAGAUGGAGGGGUGGAGAAGGACAAGCUGUGAGUAACCAGCAGUUGAUGGAGCAUAUCUGGGGUUGGAAUAGCAGGAUAUAGAGGUCCCAGAAUGGGAGAUGCCAUAUUUUCUGUCUGACAAGUCAUUACCCUUCUCUGUGCCUCAGUCUCACCAUCUGUAAAAUGGGGGUGAAGACACCAACCUACCUCACAGGGCUCAUGUGAGGACCUUGUGAAGCACUUGGAGGACAGCCAGUACUUCACAAACAUGUGCUUCAAUUUUUGCUGAGUCUGGGGGACUGGAUUCCCAGAGCCAUUGUGGGCCACAGCGACAACUGCGGCUCAGGGUGCCUGGCCCUCCUCCCCCUCCGCCACUAAACCCAUGGGGAACCACCCUGGGGAUAGAUCAUGCAAACAGACAUUGGCAAACAUCCCCUGCCAGGGCCUGAGGAUGCCCAAGCACCACCAUUGUGUUUUGUCUGUAGGCUUCAUCCCAAGGGAUUUAACUUGGAAACCAUUUUGCUAUCGGCAGCUUUUGGCUCUAAAUCUGUCCCAGGGGCUCCUGAGGCACAGGAAGGUUCCAGAAGGACCUUUCUGGGGCUACUUCAUUUCAGUCUCCUGCUGAGAAUCCAGAGCAGGACAGAUGCCCGGGCAGGAAUGGGUGGUCGGGCUCCAUCUAGGAUAUCACCACCUUCAGCCUGGAUUUGCUGAGUGGGCUUCUCUGUAAUUGAGAAGUCCCCCCUCUUCUCUUGCUCCUAAAUCCUCCCCUUGUAAAGCAGGAUUGGGGGGGGGGGGCACAGAGCAAGUUAUCGGAUUGUCCUCCUAUUUUAUACUAAUUUUAAGUGACUCUCAACAUUCAGGAUGUCUGUGGAGGAGGGCUUGAGGGAACUUUUUAGCAUCUCAUGUUUUUCACCAUCCACCCUUGUUCAAUCAGUAUUUUAUAUUUAACACAGUAUUGGGUCAAAUACAAACAAGUAUAAGGAAGAUAACGCUAGUGAAUAUUGUUUCCUGUGGAGUAGGAUUGAAAUAAAAACUCAAGAUACCUCA